Molecule: messenger RNA, 2563 nt
Organism: Zingiber officinale
Lineage: Eukaryota; Viridiplantae; Streptophyta; Magnoliopsida; Zingiberales; Zingiberaceae
Exons: 10
Coding region: 162-1028 (288 amino acids)
Cellular component (GO): mitochondrion
Source: RefSeq, a predicted model, not a curated record
CGACCGGAUUCAUGGCCCGCAACGGUCAGUGCCGAGCCGCAGCCCGCUUUGAACUGCAGACCACUAUCUCUGUGUUGUCCCGAAACCCUUAAUCGACCUUUCUGAUCUACCACCACCGUCAGCGGCGGCUGCGGAAUCGACAGUGGCAGCCGUGUCGACAGAUGGCCUUGGCGCGGUUCUGUGCGGCCUGGCGUCUCCAUGGGCGACGUCAAGGAUUUCAGUUUCCCUCAGAAUAUUCUCUCUCUUCCGGUUAUACCCGUAAAGCUGAUGCGUUGCGCUCUCAAUUAUCUCGCAACUUAAUCACUUCCCCUGCCCCUUUGAGUUACCUCAGUUCAGGAGCAGAAGUGUUUGUUCUUCGAAGAAGCUUCCAAAGUUGUUCUUAUAAUGCUAGUAGCGUCGUUCCUCCGCAUGCAGUCAAAAAUGCAGGCUGCUUGACUCAGCCGUGUUCUUAUAAGUCUACGGAGAUAUCAUCCAGCAUUAGCGGAGUUAGAUACAUGUCCAUUGUGAAAGCCCCCGGUGGAGCAAGACAGGUUUCUUUGAAGUUGACUCUGCUGAGCCCUGGAUUUGUUUAUGAACCAUAUGUGCCACGAGAUCCAAUUCCUUUUUGGAGAAGGUGGUUCACGCCAUCUGGCUGGAGAAGAACUAAGGAGGAUCUAAUUAUGGAGUUGAAGAGUGCUUAUGCCAUUACUAGGUUAAAAAAAGUAGCUGGAUAUUCAAGGAAGCUUUUCUAUCAACAUGCUUUGAGAUUGUACAAGGAGAUUAACACUUCAUUGGCAAAUGGAGACACUUCAUCUUUAAGAAAACUUGUUACAGAAAAGAUGUAUUCUACCUUGAAGAAUGAAAUCAAGCGGAGGGAUGCAAUGUGGAAUUCAGUUUACUGGGAAUUAGUUGAACCUGUGACUAGAAUUCGGACAUUGCGUGCUCGAAUGAUUGGUUUGGAUAAAGAUGAUCUUGAUAAGGCUUUUGUACAAAUGACACUUGAAAUCACAGCAAAGCAGGCUCUCACUUGUUGCUUAGGCGUUAUGUAAUGGACCGACUUUCUGGUGUUUGAAACUGCCUCUUAAAACUUUGCACAUAAUUACAGACACUUGCUGUUAUUCGAUCUGUUUGGCUAUCGCUACGAUCUACCCCUACAAUGUCAUAUUGUGAAGUACACUAUUGUAACAAGGAAGGAGAUCAUAGGACACUUUUUAUGUGUUUUGGGGUGGGGUGUGGAGUUUAGGGUAACAUAGGAACAAGAGAUGAAACUCAAUGCUAAUGGGAUAGGUGAAGAUGUAGCAUAGGAAACAAACUUAAGCUCAGAAAGAUUUAAAUUUCACAAAAAGAAGAAUAUUUAUUACAUGAAAUCAUAUCUCUCUUAGAGUUAUACAUCAAUAAAUACUUGGUGCCCUAAAAAUUUUCCUAACUCAAGCCUGCCAUGACUGGUCCCAAGCUCGGAUAAGAAAGGGUAAGAGUUUUGUUAAGUUGUCGAUCAAUGUUGAAUUCAGGUAAAGGCAAAUGUCUAAUAAAUGGAUCCAUCAAACUAUUGUGUUAAUCCUAGGUUGCUCCCUGGAAGGAAUGCGUUGUAGGGUCCGAUUAUAGUGUCUUGGUAAAAACCACUACAUCUCCAUGAGAACUCGAGUAUAGUGUUAACUAUGCAAGGGUUUGUGUUGCAUGACCCGACUGUAACGUAUCGUUAAGGACCGCUACAUCUCAAGAACUUGAACGUAGUGUUAAAUAUGUAAGAUUGGAUAAAAAUAAAUAUUAUAGGAAAACUAAUGAUCUUAGAUUUGGAAUAUGAAACAGAGGAACACUCACUAGUAAAACAAUGAAGGUAGUAGAUACGAAUGCUUAGGAGAAGAAUUAUAAUUUUGUGUAUACAAGAGAUAAAAUGAGUAGGAGAGAAGACAGAAGAUAUAAAACUUGAGUUUAAGUUAUGAUACAUAAGGAGUAAAAUGAGAAAUGAAGUAGGUAUUGUUGUAUAUAGUUCAUUAAAGGAUGAAGUUAUAAGAGUAGUUAGAAAGGAGGAUAAAAUUAUAGAGCGAAAUAAACUAUUAACGUAAUUAGCAUAUAUACACCUCAAGUAUGAUUAGAUGAAGACAUCAAAUCUAGGUUUUGGGAUGACCUAGAUGAGGUAUUACAAAACAUUCCGUUAAACGAAAUGAUUUUAAUAGGAGGAGAUCUAAAUGAGCACGUCGGAAUGAAAAAUGAGAAAUAUGAUAGGGUGCAUGGGGGUUAUGAGUUUGGAAUAAGAAAUAAAUAAGGGAAAACUAUAUUAGAUUUUCCGAUAGCAUAUGACCUUAUAUUAGUUAAUGCAUUUUUUAAUAAAAGAGAAGAACCCUUGAUUCAUGUUCAAAAGUCGGAAUAAUUAACCCUAAAUUGACUUUUUUAUGAUUAAGAAAAAGGAUAAAAAGAUUUGCAAAGGUUCAGUGUUGUAAAUGGCAGUAGGUGGUGACGGUCAUUGACCGCCUACCUCCUCUGCUGCCUAGGCGGUUGAAUUUUUUUAAACUAUUUUUAUAUAUAAUAUUAUAAAUAAUUAUUAUUCGUUGUAAUAUUUAUUUUUAAUGAAGGGGAGCCUUGGCGC